CGAUCAGGAAUGACAUUAAGAAAUGUAUGAAAACUUGCUAGUUGUUGGCGAAAAUAGCUUGUAUUUUGUAUAUCUUCCGAUGUAGCAAAAUGAGUAAAAACUCCUGUACAAUUCAGAUUCGGAUUGAGAAAAACCAUUUUCAUUACUGCUUCUACUUCAUCAAUCGUUGUAAGGCCAAGUCAAUUAAGACCUGUAUCUAUUUUGAGAUGGAAAUCGCCCUAGUGAAACUACUCAUCAAGCGAGUACGACUUCCCAGCAUGAGUACUCAGAUUACUCAAAUGAGUACUCAUAAAAAUUCACGAGUAUUCUUACUGAUUGAGUACUCAUAGUCGUACUGAUUCAGUUGUUGCUGGUUUAACUUUACUCGCAAGUAGUGGUAUGAGUACUCACUCGAGUACUCAUAUAUUUUUUUUUGCAAAAUAACUCAAUAAAACAGUUAUGCAUUUUCAGAUAUGAAAUAUAAAAAAAUGAAAUAAUAUGAAAGUAAAAUUUGCACAAUAUAAUUAGAUAUGAAAAUGUAUUUUAUCUGUUUCUUUUUGUUCAAUAUUAUCAAACAACAAAACGAUCAUAUUGUUUCCAGGAGAGAAAAGAAAACAUACAAUUGGAUGUUAAUUUUCAUGUUUCUUUUUUUCUUCAAAUAAACGUUUAUAUUCUAUAGAAGAAAUUGAAGUUGUUUUCCAUGUGCUUAGAUAUUUUUUCGAAAAAACCGUUUUGUUCAAUAAGAUUAUUCGUCACUAUUCGGUAAUGAAGAAAAACAAAAAAAGCAACGUGACUUGUUUAUGUAUAUUGAAGAUAUCCAAUAGCAAUAUAUGUUGAGAUAGACAAGUCUUAUAUCGACAUAACGUCAUUCUUUUUUUUCUAUUAUCAUUCUCGUCAGUAUCGUUUGCCUAUAAUCACGUAUUUAUUGCUUUCUUCUAAUCUUUGAUUUAUUCUUAGAUGUUUAAUAAACAAUUUUAGAAUUUCGAUUAUAAGUUUCGAUUAAAUGCACCUAUUAUACGAAAAAUUCAAUAGAUAUAUCCAUCUUAUAUAAAAUUUAUUUUUUCUUUUAACUAGACAUUAGCAAAUCAAAAAAAUCAAGCUGAAUUUAGUAAUGAAACUUAUACAAAAAUCGAAGAAAUUAUUGGUAUGAAUCCUAAUGAAAUUAAAUCUACAUUUAUACGUCCAACAAUGGUAAUGAGAGAAUCAAUGAAAAAAGAUGGUCAUAUUGGUGAUUAG
Messenger RNA from Adineta steineri, 1215 nucleotides. NCBI's taxonomy places the organism in Eukaryota, Metazoa, Rotifera, Eurotatoria, Adinetida, Adinetidae. The record is from the annotation of a GenBank genome assembly.